AAAAAUAAAUUAAUAGUUUCUACAAUUUUCCCCACGUUAUCUCUUCCCCGCCUUUCCCAUUUGCCUCUGCUCUCUCACUUCCAGUCGCGAUAACCAAAUCCUUCCGGCCUUCAGUAACUGUCUGACCCAGUCCACUCGAUUCCGGCACUCAGCAUUCUCAGCCACGCCGCCGCCUUUUGGCGUUGAGUCUUCGCCGCCAGCUCUGUCAAAGGCGUCGCAGCCAACUCCGCCUCCAUAAGGUCUCCCUCUUGUGUUCGCUGCCAUCAGCCAGCCACAAGGUUGCUCUUUGAGUAUGUAUUGUAGUAAUUUCAGUUGUACUUGUGCUUUUCCGGCGACUGUAGUAGCUGCUUCGAGUCAUAGAGGGACAUCUAAAGCAAGAAACUUUGGAAACUUAAAGGUUUGCACAUAUGGGUACUUGGGAAACAGGUCGACCUUGAGGAGAAAACGAAUGGGUUUAUGUGGGUUUGUUAUAAAACUCUCAAUGGAAGGGGAGGAACUGACCAACGAGAAGAAUAAAGUUGUGAAAUCUCCGGAAGAGGUUAUAAGGGCUCUUAAGUCUACCAAGGACCCAAAUUCUGCUUUUUUUUAUUUUAAGGUUAUUGCUGGGUUUCCUUAUGUUGUUCACACCACUGAAACGUGCAAUUACAUGCUUGAAGUCUUGAUGACUCAUAAGAGGGUGGAGGAUAUGGCUGCUGUUUUUGAUUUCAUGCAAAAGAAAAAGGUUAACCGAAGUUUGAACACUUAUCUUGCUAUUUUUAAAGGUCUUUAUAUAAGGGGUGGACUUCAGCAAGCACCAACUGCGCUUGAGAAGAUGAAAAAGGCUGGAUUCAUUCUGAAUGAGUAUUCAUAUAAUAAGUUGAUCUAUUUUCUUGUCCAGUCAGAGUUUUGUAGGGAGGCUUUGGAGGUUUAUAACAUAAUGGUCAUGGAAGGGAUGAAGCCAGCCUUGAAGACUUAUGCAGCACUUAUGGUAGCAUUUGGAAAGCGCCGUGAUACUCAGACUGUAAUGAGUUUGUUCAAAGAGAUAGGGGAAUUGGGAUUGAGGCCUGAUCUUCAUAUAUAUACCAUAUGCAUUCGAGUUCUUGGAAGGGUUGGGAAAAUUGAUGAGGCUUAUGAUGUAUUCAAGAGAAUGGACGAAGAGGGAUGCGAGCCAGAUGUUAUCACUUAUACUGUUCUCAUUGAUGCUCUCUGUAAUGCAGGUAAACUUGAUAAUGCAAAGGCGCUGUUUGUAAAGAUGAAAGCUACCAGUAGUCACAAACCUAAUCGUGUAACUUGCAUUACUUUUUUAAACAAGUUAAGUGAUUGUGGAGACUUGGAAACUUUUAAAGAAAUUUGGGAUGAAAUGAAAGCUGAUGGUUAUGCUCAUGAUGUAGUUACGUUCAACAUUCUUAUUGGUGCUUUAUGCAAAGCUGGCAAUGUUGACGAAGCAUUUGAUAUUCUGGGUGUCAUGAAGGAGAAAGGGAUCUCACCAGAUCACUGUACUUACAACACCUUGAUUGGGGGACUAUUAGGAGCAAGUAGAUUGGAUGAGGCUCUAAAACUUUUCAGUAAUAUGGAAUCCCGAGGUGUCAUGCCUAACACAAUCACAUAUAAUAUAGUCAUUUCUGGUUUAGUGAAAUCAAAUAGUGUGGAUAAGGCUAUCGAUGUAUACUAUGAUCACGUAGGUCGUGAUUUUUCCCCCUGUACUUAUACAUACGGCCCGCUCAUUGAUGGACUUUUUAGGUCAGGUAGACAUGAAGAAGCAAUGCUUUUGUUCGAGGAGAUGGUAGAUUAUGGAUGCAAAUCUAACACUGUGAUUUUCAAUAUUCUUAUAAAUGGGUUUGGGAAAACAAGAGAUGUGGAAACUGCCCUUCAGUUGUUUAAAAGAAUGGUUAAAGAAGGAAUAAGACCAGAUAUGAAGACUUACACGUCUCUGCUAGAACCUUUAUGCCAUUUAGGAAAAAUUGAUGAUGCUCUGUAUUACUUUGAAGAACUAAAGCAAGCUGGCCUUAGUCCUGAUGCAAUUUGCUAUAACCAUUUGAUUUACGCACUUGGAAGAUCACGGAGGGUAGAAGAAGCUCUAUCUCUCUAUUCUGAAAUGUGGAGCAGAGGAAUUUUUCCUGAUCUUAGCACAUACAACAAUCUAAUACACUGUUUUGGGAUCGAGGGAAUGGUGGAGCAAGCAGUGAGUAUGUAUGAAGAACUACAACGUAAGGGUUUUGAACCUGAUGUUUUCACGUACAAUGCUCUUAUUCAAGCCUACACCUUAGCAGGGAAUGCAGACCAUGCUUAUGCAGUUUACGAGAAAAUGAUAGUAGAUGGUUGCGACCCAAAUGAGAAAACAUUUACACACCUUCCUGCUGGUUGCUAAUUUGUAUUUAGAUAGCCCAACACAACCACCAUAAAAAUUGAAUCUCAAUGCUUUUUAGAGCUACCCAAAGUCAUGAUUUGUCAUCUUGCUCCCUGCAUAUUUGACUGAUUUCCUUCAAGUUAUUUAUUUAUUUGAUCUUCAUCUAGCAGUGCUCUUGAAUAUUCUUGAGAGGUAGAUUUAUUUUUACCUUUGGCACGAAGAGUUUCUUCCCUGUAAUGUAAACAGCUGCAGUAGUUUCUAAUGCUAUCAGUAUCAGUUCACUUGUCUUCUUCA
This is a messenger RNA of Humulus lupulus (European hop), 2620 nucleotides long. RefSeq names its product pentatricopeptide repeat-containing protein At4g31850, chloroplastic-like. The coding region runs from base 293 to 2347 and encodes 684 amino acids. The transcript has 2 exons. Gene Ontology annotation, molecular function: protein binding. The record is from RefSeq and is a predicted model, not a curated record. Lineage: Eukaryota; Viridiplantae; Streptophyta; Magnoliopsida; Rosales; Cannabaceae.